Messenger RNA from Diversispora eburnea, 1305 nucleotides. The record is from the annotation of a GenBank genome assembly. Lineage: Eukaryota; Fungi; Glomeromycota; Glomeromycetes; Diversisporales; Diversisporaceae.
AUGAAUUAUCGGAGAGUUACUUUCCUUGAACUAAAAUUAACCAACGCUGAUAAAUUUAAUAGAAUUAUUCACAGCCCACCAUUUAUAAAAGAAACAUUAUACGACCAAUAUUGGCACUUAACGAUCAGACCGGAUUGUGAAUCAACCUGCUUUGUAUUUAUUGAACCCUUAGAAGAUGGUAGGAAAAAUAUUUUCGAUAGUGCAGACUUUUUCAAAAAACUUGGAACAGUUUUUCACAUUUUUGUAAAAAACUCGGAAGGAAAGGAUAUCAAACCUAUCCAAAACUUCAGUGCCCUUUUUCAAAAGUUCAAAAAAUCCUCUCUUCGUGGUACCAUUAUAAUCACGGUUGAAAUGACUUGCGAAUAUCAAAUGGAUCAUAAAUUUGAAAUGAACCGCGAUUCCCAAAAAAGAAAUGAAUUCGUUGAAUGUCAUUCGACGAGUCGUGAUUCUAUAAUUAAUAACAAAUACGUUGAACAUGAAUAUUAUGAAUACGAUGAAAAUGAAUACGAAGAAUACGAUGAAAAUGAGUAUGAAGAAUAUGAAGAAAACGACGAGGAAUAUGAAAUGAUAUAUAAAAAUGAAAUGAACCAUAAAAACGAAAUGAAAUAUAAAAGUGAAAUGGAUUGCAAAAGUGAAAUAGAUUAUAAAAUUGAAAUGAAUGAUAAAAAUGAAAUGAAAAACAUACUCGAAUAUAUUGAACCACUUUCAAAAGACAUUACAAUUACCCAACAAUUAUCAAAUCCGGAAAGGGUGGAUGCAAUUCUAGGACCCAUAUUAGAUGUCAAGUUCAAUGUUAAAGGUCAUUCUCUAUUUGUGAAUAGUAAAGUCCUUUCAAAAAUUUCACCAUAUUGGAAAAAAUGUUUUGAUAAUCAACAAUCUAACAAAGAUUCCGAACGUCAUUAUAAUUGUUAUGAAGAAUAUAAUAUAGAAGAUUUUGAAUAUAAUUCAGUUUUACAUAUGAUUCAAGUUGCGUAUACAAAUGAUUCAUCAAUCGGAGUUCAACCUGAAAAGAAAUCAGAUACAUGGGAUUUAAUUAUUUUGGCGGAUAAAUAUCAAAUUCGAGGUUUAAGAAGUUUGGAACCAAAAGGAUUACUCAAUGAUAUAGAUAUUGAAAAUUCUGCGGAAUUAUACUUUGGAUAUUCUUGGAGGUUGCCUUCUCUAAAAAAUAAAUUAGAGAAAUUUAUUGUUGCUAAUUUUCAAAAAAUCAUUAAAACGGAAGCUUACAAUAAUAUAUUAAAAAAUCAUGAAAAAUAUCCAAAAUUCUUAGAUAUGUAUGGAGAAAUUUUAGUAGCACUAUACAGAUAA